AUGAUGAAAAACGAGACUUCUUCUGAAAAUUCCGAGCAGCCUUACGAAUUUGCAAGUGAAAUUACCCCACAGUUCAGUUCUCCAGAGAAAAAGUCUAUUACUUUUAAUGGGCAAUCUUCAGAUGAGGCAGUUGAUUAUUAUUCUUAUCUUUCGUCGUUUGAUAAGCAUACAGAAUCAAUCAUCCCAAGCCGAGACGCUGAAAAAGUGCAAGCUAAAAAGCAGAAAGAACAAGAAAGCCCCAGCAAAGACCAAAAGAUAAAAGAGCAGCUCGAAGAAUUGCGCGAUCAGAGUAUAAGAGAAAUUGAGCUAUUAAAAAGAUCUUUUUAUGAGAAAGAAAAAGAACUGGAAGAAAAAUCGGUGAGAAUAGAAAAUUUAAGAUUAAUUGGGCCGUCACCAAUUUAUGCUCCAGAUCCUUUUGAGUCUGAAAGGACUCCUAUAAGACGGAAUCAAUAUGAAGAUUUCGGAGGACAAAGGCUGAAAAUGGAAGAAGAAAGCUUAAAAACGAAGAUAAAAGAAGCAGAAAUUGAGCUGAGAGAAGAGAUAGAAGAAGAGUUUUUCCAAGAAAAAAAUGAUAUGAUUGCUAGGUAUCAAGCUCAAACUGAGAGAGCGAUUAAAGACACCAAAAACGCAUUAGACCAGUUUUGAAAAAAAAGGAUGCAGGAUCUUGAAAGAGAGCUUCAAGCGACUGAGUCCAAGUUUUUUAUCAACCCAGCAGCUGAUGAAGAAAGCAUACAAGAGUUUUAUGAUCAGCAGUUGAAGGAUAAAAUUGAAGAAGAAGUGGACAGGCUUCAUCGUGAAAUUGACAAAACACUCAAAGUUGGCAUUUGUCAUAUAUUUUAUGCUAUAUUAAGGGGGGUGGGGGUGCCAUCUUUGAAAGAGGGGUGGGGGUGUGCCCAUUUUUAAGGGGGGUGGGGUUACCAUUUUUUAGGGGGGUGGGGGUACCAGUUUUAGGGGGGGUGGGGGUGUAGGGUUGCUACCUGUGCUUGACCAAAUAUGACAAUCUAUUUAAAAAAAGAGUCAGCCAAACCCAUAAAAGAACAUCUUCUAAAUCUCUCAUUUAAUAAUAAAAAUUAAAAAUUAUAAACAUUUAAAAUAAAACAGUUCAUUAAAAUCUUCUAUGGAGAGAAGUAAGCUAAAGCAGUCAGACAUUGAUAAAUUUAAAGAGCAAUUAGAAAUCGAAUUUGAAGUAAAACUUUACAGUGAAAAAGAACUAUGGAAAAGAGAACUAAUGCCAUUAAUGAUUGAUGAGUGCAGAAAUAAAGCAAAAUUAGACAUAGAAAGCAGUCUAUAUGAAGAAGAAAUUAAAUUGAGGGAAGAAGCAAAAUUUGAGAUGGAAGAGCUUAUAGAAGAAGUAAAAAAAGAGUCAGAAAAUGUAGUUUUAUUGAGAAUCAAAAAAAUAGACGACGAUGAAAAGCAGCGAGAAAUUGAUUAUAUUGAGAAUUUACAAGUAGAAGCACAAGAAGAGCUGAGAAAAGAACAAGAUUUUCGCUUAAAAGAAGCACUUACAGCUAAAUUAAGAGAAAGAUUGGAAAAAGAAAUCAGACAUGAGCUAGAAGGGAGGAUCGAAAUGGAAGUAAAGCUGAGAAAAGAAGACCAGUUUAGACAAGAACUAUUAGACGAAAUAGAAUUUGACUAUGAACAAGCUGUAGUGAGGCUAAAAACCGAUAUACAGAACAAAAUAUUAAAUUUAGAAGAAGAAUUCGCUGUCAACCACAACCACAUCGUAUUAGAAGAGGUCGAAAAAAAACUUUUGAGAAGAGAAAAAGAGCUAAAUAUUGAUUAUAUGAAAAAAUUGGAAAAAAUGAAAAAAAAAUUGUCAGAUGAAUUUGAAGAAGCACAGUCUAAGCAAGCUGCAGUAAUUUUCAUAUAGAAUUCAGCUCAGCUGUUAGAACAAGAGAAAGCUGAAGUUGCAAGGCUGAGAUCUCAGCUGAACGUUCUGCUGUCAAAAGUAAAAGAAUCGAGAAAAAAUGAAAUUGCUAGCUUGAAAAGUCAAGAAGAAAUGCUAGAAAAAAAAUUAAGAGAAAUUCAGUAUGCCCAGCAGUGCAAAGAAGAGUCUCUUGGAAGACAAAUGCUGUCUUCAGGGUCUGAAAAAAUACUAGGAAAUAUCAGUAUUUCGAGGCAGCAAUCUCCUCCAAAGGAGACAGCAUCAAUGCUAUAUUCCCCUAAAUCCCCAUCAAAAGUCUUUUUUAUUCGUGGGGGUUUCACACAAAAUUUUCAAAUUUUUUAUAUGAAUAGAUAGAAAUUGGCUUGUUGCGAAAGGUUUUCAGAUAAUGUCCAAAAUUCAACUUUUGGGUAUUUAACACCCAUAAUAAUAAGCAAUUUCAAUUUUAUUGAUAUAAUUUUUAGAAUCAAAAAUUUUGUGCAAAAAGCCACCACAAGAAAUUACCUAUUACUUGAGUAAGUGGGGGUCUCAAGACCAAGACAUCGUUAGGAGUCUUCCAAAGCCUCUUUUGCCUCCUUCCCUUCUGAGCACACUUGCCCAUGAAAGCCCUAAAAAGCUAAACACUAUAGAACCUCCCAGCUCAUCUCGCAAACUUCUGAAAUAUUCCAGCGCCAAAGAGCUCGUUUCAGAAUUAAUCCUAAAAAAUCUUGAAGAAGCCAAACAACAAGCAUGGGCCCUUCUCGAAGAAACUGAAAGCCCUCCUGAGCUCCAGCCUAGCCCUUCUGAGCCCCAAUUCUCCUUACCAAGCCCCAGAAUUUCUCCUCAGCUAAUUCCCAAGAAACCCAGUGAGCCAAAAUCCAAACAUAAACGGUACCACGACCUGCUUAACCAAAGGCACGGAAUAAUUGAGCCAAGACGUAAUAAAGUAUAA
Messenger RNA from Blepharisma stoltei, 2813 nucleotides. Lineage: Eukaryota; Ciliophora; Heterotrichea; Heterotrichida; Blepharismidae. The record is from the annotation of a GenBank genome assembly.